Molecule: messenger RNA, 1171 nt
Organism: Musca vetustissima
Lineage: Eukaryota; Metazoa; Arthropoda; Insecta; Diptera; Muscidae
Gene: Cda9
Product: chitin deacetylase 8
Exons: 3
Coding region: 1-1167 (388 amino acids)
Biological process (GO): carbohydrate metabolic process
Source: RefSeq, a predicted model, not a curated record
AUGGAGAAACUCAAGCUACUACUACUCUUUGCGAUUUUGCAAACUGUUUGCGCAGCAUCGCGUCGACCACAAGCAUUGGAACUGAAACAGGCGGAAAUGUGCAGUCGGGAUAAAUGUCAGGCACCCAAUUGUCGUUGUUCGGCAAUGUCCCUGCCGAAACCGGAAUUUAAGGGUCAUGAAAAGGAAAUACCACAGUUCAUUACAGUUACCUUUGAUGAUGCUGUGACCGUGCUGAAUUAUGAACAAUAUCAGGAGUUAUUUGCAAAUCUCAGAAACCCAGAUCACUGUGAGGCCCGUGGUUGUUUUUAUGUCUCUCACGAAUAUACAGACUACAGUAAAGUCAAUGCCCUCUAUAAUGAGGGCCAUGAAAUAGCCCUACACUCAAUAACCCAUGGUGCGGGAACAGAUUACUGGCGUAAUGCCGAUGUGGAACUGUUAAUGCAAGAAUUUGGUCAACAAAUUGAUAUUCUGGAGACAUUUGCAAAAAUCGAUCGGCGUCAUAUUCGUGGAAUGCGUUUACCUUUCUUACAAAUUUCAGGAAAUAAUUCCUUCAUUGCUGCGAAGAGAUUGGGCUUACUCUACGAUAGUUCAUGGCCGACGCAACAAUAUCGCAACCCCGCCAUGUGGCCUUACACUUUGGAUUAUUUAUCCUUGCAAGAUUGUCAAAUAACUCCCUGUCCCACGGUCUCACUACCAGGCCUAUGGAUAAAUCCCAUGGUCACAUGGGUAGAUAAUGAAGGCUAUAGUUGUUCAAUGUUAGAUGGUUGUAUAUUCUUGCCACCCGAUAAUGUUGACAGCCUCUUUGAAUGGAUGAAAAGUAAUUUUCAACGGCAUUAUGAAGGCAAUCGGGCGCCAUUUGGUAUGUAUUUGCAUGCAGCAUGGUUUGGACGUAGCCCGAAUUAUUUUAAGGCUUUUAGGAAAUUUUUGGAAUAUGCCAACUCAUUGCCGGAUGUCUACAUCACAACUCCCUCUGCCGUCAUCCAAUACAUGAAACAUCCCAGUUUGGGUAAACCCUUUAGGGGUUGCUUUAAAAAACCUCAAAGCUCCUGCAAACCAGUAACAUGUGGCCUAGCCAAACAAUCUACGGGUGAAAUGCGUUACAUGACCGUAUGUGAUAAAUGCCCUGAAGUCUAUCCCUGGUUGGGUAAUCCGCUUGGUGAAAUUUAAGUUA